This is a messenger RNA of Pelmatolapia mariae (spotted tilapia), 2548 nucleotides long. It is a transcript of the gene fuca2, whose product is annotated as alpha-L-fucosidase 2. Lineage: Eukaryota; Metazoa; Chordata; Actinopteri; Cichliformes; Cichlidae. The transcript is spliced from 7 exons. Gene Ontology annotation, cellular component: lysosome. The record is from RefSeq and is a predicted model, not a curated record. Gene Ontology annotation, molecular function: alpha-L-fucosidase activity. The coding region runs from base 103 to 1467 and encodes 454 amino acids. Gene Ontology annotation, biological process: fucose metabolic process; glycoside catabolic process.
GACUUCCUUGUUUUUUUUCCUCCUGCCAGUGUCAGUUCCGCAUCUUUACUCUCAGUCAUAUGAUGUCUAAAGAGUGAAGUCGGAUCUGUGUGCGGCACUGAAAUGGGAGCUUUAGCAGUCUUUCCUUUGCUAUUAUUGAUCCUGCAGAUCGGGGCCAAUAAUGCCAAAUACGAACCCAACUGGAAGUCCAUCGACUCCAGACCGCUGCCAGAAUGGUAUGACCAGGCAAAGUUCGGCAUCUUCAUACACUGGGGUGUCUUUUCUGUCCCGAGCUUUGGCAGCGAAUGGUUCUGGUGGUACUGGCAAAAGCAAAAGCAAAAGCCAUAUGUGGACUUCAUGCAGAGGAAUUAUCCUCCAGACUUCAAGUAUCAGGACUUUGCACCGCUGUUCACUGCUGAGUUCUUUGAUGCCAAAGAAUGGACCGACAUCUUCGCCUCAUCGGGAGCAAAGUACAUCGUUCUGACCACAAAACACCAUGAAGGUUUCACACUCUGGGGCUCAAAGAACUCCUGGAACUGGAAUGCGGUGGAUGUUGGACCAAAGAGAGACCUGGUGGAUGAAGUGGUGACAGCUCUUCGCAAUAACGGUGACAUUCGUGUAGGGUUGUAUCACUCCCUCUUCGAAUGGUUUAACCCGCUCUAUGAGCUGGACGCUGCCAAUGUCUUUACUACAAACUACUUUCCUACCAGUAAAACUCUGCCUGAGCUUUACGAGCUUGUUGUCAAGUACAAACCAGAGGUGCUGUGGUCUGACGGAGAUGGAGACGCGCCUGACAAGUACUGGAACAGCACUGGUUUCUUAGCUUGGCUCUAUAAUGACAGUCCAGUACGUGACACGGUGGUGACGAAUGAUCGGUGGGGCUAUGGCUCCAUCUGCACACACGGUGGAUAUUACACCUGUUCUGAUCGCUACCAGCCAGGACACCUGCUCAAGCACAAAUGGGAAAACUGCAUGACCAUUGACAAAAAGUCCUGGGGUUACAGACGUAACGCUCCUCUCAGUGAUUACCUCACCAUCGAUCAGAUUGUGUCGACACUGGUGGAGACUGUGUCCUGUGGAGGAAACCUGCUGAUGAAUAUCGGCCCCACACACGAUGGAAGAAUCGCUCCGAUCUUUGAGGAGCGUCUGAGGCAGAUUGGUCAGUGGCUGAAGGUCAAUGGGGAGGCCAUCUAUAACACGACAGCAUGGCGAGCUCAGAAUGACAGCCUCACUCCAGAUCUGUGGUACACGUUCAGACCCCAGGAAAAAACCAUCUUUUCCAUCUUACUCAAGUGGCCAAAUAAUGGAUCAGUGAUUCUGAAUGAGCCAGUGGUUACUGGGCAAACUCAGGUGGUGCUUCUUGGUUAUGGCCCUCUGAAGUGGGAGCCUGUAAAGCCCAGUGGGCUGCAGGUUCACCUGCCCCAGCUGUCCUUUAGCCAGAUGCCAUGUCAGUGGGCCUGGACACUGAAGCUGACUGGGGCCACUUAAAGGAAAAUCACAUCACUUGAAGAGGAACUGAUGGAGCAGAAAGGAAGGAUUAUACAUACGCUUAUACGGACGAGUGACAAAUUAAAGGAAAAAAAUCAAUAUGAAAUAUCUUAGAGUAUUAAGUAAUUAUGUAAGAGCAGCUUCAUUGGCAAUUAUUCCACAAGUGUCUGAAACUAAAUGAAGAGAUGGAACUUUGUACUUUUAAAAGAUAUUCCCUAUUUUAUUUCUGGUGACGGCGAAACUGCUGUCAGUCCAGAAAUAUGUGUUCUAAGACCAUAAUUUUUAUGCUCCUCAAAACUGAAACCUUUUAUACUCCUCAGGGCAGAAAUGUUUUAUUACAGGAUAAGAGUUAUCACUCAGAACAACACUGUAUUGAUUUUCAGUGACCUCAGAGCAAGCUAGUGAUCCGCUGGGUCACUACACUUUAAGGAGCAAACAUUUAAGUUAGUAAAUUGUUUUCGUAAUAUAGUCAAAGCUGAUUAAUAUUUCCGUGUCUCGAAACACCCCUGGCUCUGAAAUGUGCAAUCAUCUUUGUAAUACUGGGGCUAUGCCCUGCAGCUCCAGUGUAACAUCCCUCUUCAUGUAAUUGUUGACCGAUUGUUGCUGCGGGGUGAGACGAUGCCCUGCACUGACAUCCUCAUUAGCCCGAGGAAGAGUUCCUCCUCUGUUUAUGCCGUACAAAUCGCACUAAUGCACAAGCAUCAGAGUCAACAAAUGUGCAGUGUUGACCACAGUUUCCAAUUCCAUUUAAUAAACUUUUCCCUAUCUGUAAAUGCCAAUAUUGCUUUACUCAUUGUUCCUAAUGAAUCCCUUUUCACUUGUAACGCCUUUUUUUUCUUGCUAUCUUGAUAGAGUUUCAGCUGGGUCUGCUUGACAUUUUUACACAGAACACCAUGGUUUUCCUUUAGUUUCUCACCCAGAAACCCAGGCCAGUUUCUGUAAUUUUGGGACCAGUGACAUUAAACACUGUCAAAUUGCUGCUUUUCUUUGAGAUGUGCUUUGUGGGAAGUUUGAUAAGCUUGUUGCACUGAUCGGUUUGAUUAAUUUUUAAUAAAUGUUUCAAUAAAAUCAACCUUUAUUA